Molecule: messenger RNA, 309 nt
Organism: Pediculus humanus corporis (human body louse)
Lineage: Eukaryota; Metazoa; Arthropoda; Insecta; Psocodea; Pediculidae
Exons: 3
Coding region: 1-309 (102 amino acids)
Source: RefSeq, a predicted model, not a curated record
AUGGCUUGUAACUGCAAAGUUUUAAAAAGUAAAUUUGAAAGACUUCAAACAAAAUAUAUAACAUUAAAAAGAAAUCAUAAAAGGCUUUUAGGUUUAACAAUAUUAUUAACGGAUGUUUUAGAAGAUUCCAUUAAACAAGGUGUUAAUAGUGAAAUAAUAUCAGAAAUAGAAUCUUAUGCUACCCUAUAUCCAGAUUUAUUAGGAAAUAAGAAAAGUUUUAAAAUUGUGGAUGACAAAUUGUUGAUGAAAAUGGUAGAAUUUAUGAGCCAACAAGUGAAACUGAAAGAGAAUAUUAUGAAGGUUUUUUAG